Messenger RNA from Talaromyces amestolkiae, 1899 nucleotides. RefSeq lists its product as uncharacterized. Lineage: Eukaryota; Fungi; Ascomycota; Eurotiomycetes; Eurotiales; Trichocomaceae. The record is from RefSeq and is a predicted model, not a curated record. The coding region runs from base 1 to 1899 and encodes 632 amino acids. The transcript is spliced from 2 exons.
AUGGCCGACACCUGUAUUGUCUGUCUAAACGACCUUGGCGGAGACGCCGUGUCUUCUCCCGUCGCCGCCGAAUCUCCGCCAAGACCUGAUAAUGAUGAUAAUGAUGAUGACGCCGGCGCCAACACCACUCUGCCAGAACAGAGUAUCGAAAAGGCAGACGCAGAGGCAGAUGGCUUGACGCAACAGUUAGCCCGUCUGGUGCCGUGUCUGCACAUGUUUCACAACGACUGUCUCAAGCCAUGGGUAGAAAGGGCCAACAGCUGCCCCGUCUGCAGAGCCAGUUUUAAUGUCGUCGAGCUGCUCGAUAGUGUUGAUGGAACACCCGUCUCUACCUACACCGUCCAAGAUAAAGUACAGGUUGCCGAGAUAGACCCCUUCAUGAUCUUCGAGGAAGAGGUCACGGAUGACUCCGAUACCCAGCCCUGUCCCUACUGUGGCGAUAAUGACAACGAAGAAGUCUUGUUGCUAUGUGACGGAUGUGAUGUCCCGUCACAUACCUACUGUCUGGGGUUGGACGCGGUGCCUUCUGGCUCAUGGUACUGUGAUGCGUGUGAAACUCAGCGAGCCAUUAGCGCUGUGUCUGACGCUCCAAGCAGACCUCCUCGCAGUCGCCGCCCAGAACGCCGGACUCGCGCACAACAACGUAUGCUUCGGAGUCACAACCAAGCCAACUCUUUGCAGUGGGCAGCCGUGUGGCAGUCUGUUUACGAUCGGCUAAACUUUGAUCUUGACUUUCCGUUCGAUGACGAACAGCAACUCAGCCGCCUUCAGGGACGGACCACCCCUCGAAGAGCUCGCAGAGGCUCUCAUCUUGCAUGGCAACGCCGGCUGGAGAUAGCGGAACGGCAAGGUGGCGGUCGUGUCUUUAGGGAACCGAGUGCUAUAAUAGACGAAUACGUGCCUCGCCCGUCCCGUCCUCGUGUGCCGCGCGCCCCGACUCCACAGCCUGAGUCACUAGAGGAGAUGAGAGCGUGGAAUGCUUUCGAACGAGCUAGGGAACUUGAAAAUGAUCCAAGUGCAGCGCGAAAGAGGAAGGAACCGACCCUCUCGCCGUCUCCCGAACCGACUGAACCCGAAAGGAAACUGAAGCGACCACGUACUAGACGGACAGAAGAGCUGGCCGCCUUGGCAACACAAAACAACAAUGGUGAAGCAUCGCGAUCAGCUGCUCGACUAAACACCGAAUCCGCUGGAGGGCCUAGUUUUCUUCAGUCGUUACUUAAAGAAGUCGAAGAUGCUUCCAACUCACCCCGAACCGACACGAAUGGACCUCCGACAUACGUGAAUACACCUAACGAGUUCCAUAGCACCUCUGGACCGUCAUCACCGUCAUUAUCUCCUGCGUCAUCAAACCGAUCGUCCCCUCGGCUAUCCUCAAGAAGCCCCCCUCCUCAUUCGCGGAGACGUGCUGUAUCACCAAUACAGUUGUCGCAUAGCAUUGACUCGCCGUCUUCUCCUUCUCCUGACUUCUCUCCUACGGUGUCUCCCGCUCAAAGUCAGACAGAUACCUCUGAAUUACGACGCCGACCUGACCAUCGCCAUCACGACUAUCACCGACAUCGUCGAGCUGAAGGCAUGAGAUCUACCGAAGUCUCUCCUUCUCGUUUUAGUCUUUCACUCUCCGCCAAAACAAGUAUACAGAAACUGGUUGGCUCAGAGCUCAAACCAUACUAUCGCCGCAAACUCAUCACGAAAGAUGAUUAUACAAAUAUCAACCGUACAAUCUCUCGCAAAUUAUACGACCAUGUCGGUGAAGGGGUAGAGCUGUCAGAGGACCAGCUGCGAGAGCUCAGGGAUAGCGCCCGCAAGGCUGUCAAAGAGGCAGUUGACUUGGUCCGAAACCAGCCAUCAACUACCGAUGAAAAGGUGGAGUCCGGGAAUGUACUAGUAGAGGUGUGA